CCGAGUUGGAAACUAUGAACUCUCAUUGGACGGCACAGCACCUGCUCGGAUUGGCACGGUCGUGGAGGGGCGCCAUUACGCUCUAGUACCGCGGAUAAGGCAUAGAGGGCUAUAGACUGAACAUACAUGGGUCAUAAAGGAUUCGAAGAAGUAGAGGAGAAGGACGCGUAACAAAUACUCUGCAAUAGGGUUAAACGGCGUUGUUGAUAUUAUUACUCUAAGUGGCCGGUCGUAAACGUAAAGCGUGUGCCGCCGUAUUACAUUCACAGACUAUGAUAUAUAGUGCGCGAGGGUGUAGUGAUUGGAGCCUUGCACAACAGCAAUGAGUUCCAAAUUUAUUAUUGAUAGUAUGUUACCUAAGUACCAUCAACAAUUUCAUCAUCAGCAAUUAUUUCAAAGUCCAGUAAGCACAUCUUCAAUUGAGGCAAGCUUAGCGUCCGUUGUCAACUACAGUUCAUCAGGUUCACCGAGUGGUUCUUCUCCUCAACAUUCGAAUAGUAGCGCUUCCUCGACUUCACCUGCAUCUAGAAUGUAUCCUUACGUAUCAGCAGCGACGGCGGCAGCUCAUCAUCAUCAUCAACAACAAGCAGUAGCGGCUGCAGCCUUUGGAGCGGCCGCCGCUUCGGGCAGCAUGGUUCCAGGAGGUUUUCCUUCAAGUGCAAGUACAGCCGCUUUAGCUGCAGCAGCGGCUGUCGAUGCCGCCGCCGAUAAAUCCUGCAGGUACACGGCUGGUUUAACCGGUAACGUUGGUCCCACAGAUUCUAUGGUAAAUUAUACAUUGGGACAUCACCAUCAAAAUGGAGCGGCAGUUUCAGCGGCAGCGAGCUCUGUAAGUGCAGCAUCCGCUUCUAUGGCAGUAGCAGCACAAUUUUAUCAUCAAGCAGCUUCAGCUGUCGUAGAUCCAUUGACUUCUUGUUCACAAACUACCGCACCCGGAGGACAACCUAUUCCAGAUAUUCCAAGAUAUCCUUGGAUGUCAAUCACAGACUGGAUGAGUCCCUUUGAUCGGGUCGUCUGUGGUCCUAAUGGUUGUCCGAGACGACGAGGCCGGCAAACGUACACCCGUUUUCAAACCCUUGAAUUAGAAAAAGAGUUCCACUUUAAUCACUAUUUAACAAGAAGGAGACGUAUCGAGAUCGCUCAUGCUCUUUGCUUGACAGAGAGACAAAUAAAAAUUUGGUUUCAAAAUCGUAGAAUGAAACUUAAAAAAGAAUUACGAGCAGUAAAAGAAAUCAACGAGCAGGCGAGGAGAGAAAGAGAGGAACAAGAAAGACACAAACAACAACAACAAGAGAAACAACAAAAAAUGGAACAAAACCUACACCAACAUCACCAUGACCCGAUGAAAUUGAACUUGGAAAAGUCGGGCAGUUCCGAUCUACUUAAGGCCGUAUCGAAAGUUCCAACAUAAAGGGAAUUGAAAAAAUGGUGAUAGAUAUUUUUUGACUUUGUGUUAUAUACGUAGAUCAAAGUGAUUAUCGUUUUAGAGCGAUACAAAAUCGGACUUCUUGAAAGCGGAUUUUUCGAGAAUUUAUUAUUAGUUGCGGUACUUCUAACUGGCCAAUCUGUUGAAAUUUAAAAUAGGAGUGAAAUCGUGAUUCUUCCAAAUAAAACUAAAAAGUUUCUUGAUAUUAUCUAAGAUAUCAUUAGACAAAUGAAAAAUGUAUUAAAAAUGUGAAAUUUUACAUAAGUAAUUCAUAAUAUUUUAUACAUAGUGCCACAAAAAAAUUCUAUUACGUAGAAUUGGAAUUACUUCAAUGAUACCGCACUUAAAAUUAACUUACAGUUGUGGAUGAUAAAAAUAUCAACAACAAUAGUCAUGGAAAUUCAAUAUCUAUUAUCUUAUCUUGCCUUGUUUGCACAAUUUUGACGUUUACUUCAUGUUUAAAAUUGCAGGGAAACAAAUCAAUCGUUUUUCUACCAUUAAUUAUAUAUUGUGACACUUAAUGACUCCAUCUCAUGUGAAACCUUCGGUCAAUAGAAAGUUAGUAUUAAAGUUAUUGUUUACGUACUUUCUGUAACACAAUAGUUCGUCUUAAGAAGCUAGGGUUUUAAGACGUUAUGUUCUUCUGAUAGUUUUCAUACACUUGUUGAUUCAUUAUCAAGUGCUAUUAGUAAAUUGAAGAGCUACUGAACAUAUACUAGGUACUGGACUCUUGUCACCACUUUUCAGCAACUAACUUCUAAAGUAUUUAAUUCUUAUUUUAUAUUCUGAGCAACAUUACAUUCACGUUUCUAUAAUUGUUUCAUGUAAUCUCAAAUUAAUAUAUUCAAACAUAUUUUAAAAAUAUCCAUAUUAAAUAUCUUAAGCGUAAUAUCUUCUGACCUGAAAAUAGUUUCGAAAAGUCAACCCACAUUUCCAAUGCUUAUCUUCAUUUGAUAUCAGUGAAAUAUUUCAUUUUAACUGUUAAAUAGAAAAAUUUAAUUGACGCCAAGACUUGACACCUGAAUUAAACUAAACAUUCAAUCCUAUCAACUCUACAAACAAUUCUAUUACUUUUUUUCCAAAUAUCUAAUAAAUAAUUUUAUGUUCUACUAUUACUAAAUAAAUAAUUUCGACUACAGUAAGUGAAUCUGGUACUACUUUUGCCUCGUUACGUAGGAUAAACUAUUUUUUUGGAUUACGUAAAAAGAACUCUUUCAGUAACUCAAGUCAAGAAUUUACAAUCAUUAGAAACUACUACUACUUUCAAUAAUUCGAUAAUGAAGUAAUGAACUGGAAAAAUAUUUGAGUUAUGCUAUACUCUUCUGAUUUUUUCUAUUAGUCUUCAACUAGGUAUAUUGAGUCCUGUGGUCUAAAAAAGAAAACAAAUGUUAACAUUGUUGUUACUCAGAUACAUUGAUCCUAUAAGAAUUUUACUUCAUUCAAUAUCAUUUUAUUAUAUUUACCAGUCAUUUGAUGGACAGAAAAUUUGGAAAAAUUGUAUAAACAAAGCGGAACUAGUUUGUUAUAAACUUGUGGAUAUAUAAAAGCGGUUUCAUAAGCUUUUCUUUAUUACUAUCACUCAAAUUGUAGAAAUUUUCGUCAAUAAACUUGAAUUGGAGAUGUAUGAAUACAAAAAUUUUGAAAUUCUGUAAUACAUUUUUUAGUAUGUUCACGUCUUUUUAGGAAAUGUUAUUGAUAAUAUAUUAUAAGACUCCAAAACUUAAGGUUCGAUACUUUCUGUUCAUUAGUUUCCCAAAAGUCAAGCUUCAAUGCUUGAACUUAAGUAGAGGUACUUCUCCAUUAAGUUUUGUGGUACCGCUAUUUAAUUUUUUUGUAGAUUUAAUUUAUUUCACAUUUUUAAAUAUACUAUAAAUUGAAAUAUUGAUCGUCAUGUAUUUUCAACAUGAAAAAAUUUCAUUAUUUAAUGACAAUUUGACGUACUGUAAAUAGGAAUUCCCGAUAACUUUUCUCAUUCCAACGGAUUGGCCAUAAACAUGACAUUUUGCUGCUGUUGCUCGUUUUAGUUACUGCGUUCACUUUUUCGGACUCUUUCGCAAAAAAGUGUUCGAUGGAUUAAACCAGCAGUAUUUUUAGGCUUCGUUGUGUUUUAAAUUCGUUGUAUAUGAGGGUAGUGUGUUCACGUUAAUAUUUUUAUACUUUAAAGUAACUUUGUUCCGUUUAUUGAUUUUAUUUUUCUUUUUAAUUAUGAUCAGAUCCCUGAUCUAAACUUGGCGUUAUUUUACGUACCAUUGUUGUGAUUAAUAUAACACUUUUGUUUUUAUUAAAUUUUAGAAUGCCAAUAUUGUCUAUUGUUUACCUGUGAGUAGUUUCAGUUAUCCUGUGCUAAAAUAAUUCUUUAGAAAAUUAAAGACUGAUUAUAAUAAACCGAAUUCGACAGUUAUUUCAUAUAUAUAUAUUUUUGUUUACUUCCUCCAGUUAUGAAUGACCAUACUUCAGAACUGCUACUGAAAUUAAAUGCAAUAAAAUGAGCUAAGUAAUGAUUUUAAUUGAGUUUUCAGACGACUUUUCCUUAGCUAUCUCCACAGUUUAAACUUUUAUACUCACUCACUUAUCUUCUUAAAGUGCUCAUCCGUUUUGAAAGUUGCCUCUUAGAAUUUUGUCAACGUUAGCCCGAAAUAGUUAAGUCGUGCAUUGUAGACUUACGUUCCUAAAUUCUUCAAACACGAUAAUUUUCUUUUUUGCGUUACUUUUGCUUCAUAUGGGUUCCUUGAAGGAUUUCCUGUGUAGGGAUUUAUAGCUUUCACUAUACUCAAGAUAUGUUGCUAUCUAGUACAAUCUUUAUUCGGGACUUUCCUUUUCAUUUUUAACAUUGGUUAUCCAUCUAUCCAAGGUAUCAAUUGGACUCCAAAUUUCACCAUUCAUAUUUCGAAUUCCCGGCCUUUAUGAAUUUUGAAUUACACCACCAUAGAAAUAAUUUGCCUACUAAUUAUUGUAACUAUUGUUAGUACUUGUUACCAAAUAGUGAGAAAUAAACAGAGAUGUCAUCACAUGGUAUACGGAUUGUUCCAAAAACAUCAAAAAGAACUAGAAUAGCAGUAUACGGACCAAGAGCUAAACAUUAUGAAAUUCUCAGCAACAUCCCAAACCUUUUUUCAGCAGAGAUAAUUAUACAAUUGAAGAAUGUCUCAAGUUCAAUCUAGUAAGGAGUUAUUGCAAAUAUGAAAUCAGUAUCUUGUCUGAUAGCUUAUUAAUCAUUAGAGCUCCAAGCUCCAUUGUCACAAAAUUCAAACUAGUUUGGCAAUACCGGUUCAAGCUUUGGGGACACACUGGUGGGAAUAUCUGACAAAAUCGCUAAAGUAAGGUCAGACUUACUCUUUAAAGGUCCUGAAUCCUGUUGUAGUGUGAGCCACAUAAUAGAGAAAGCAUUGAAAAAAGAGGUAGAUAGGGGUGAAACCAGUUACUGGGACAAUCUAUAGAGGCUUAGACAGCCAAAGGCACUCCUGACAAACUAUAACCAGAGAAGAUCUGCUGGAUGUAUCAGCCUAAAUCAGCCUCAUCUUAAUGGAUAACUGAAGAAGCUUAACUUAGCAGAGAAUGCAGUUUACAGGUUUAUUUUUAGCAACUCCUUUAGAUUCAAUGUAAAUAGAUCGUAUCAUAUUGUUGUUGUGAUCUCCUGGUUUUGCCUCACGUUAUUUUCAAUAUGAAGGGCAUGUUCGUAUGUGUGUUUUGAUGAACUGAGAAACGGGUUGUUACUGUAAAAAAAUGCAGAUCCUCAUAUAUUCGUAUUAUUUUAUUUUUCGAUUUCAAUCAAUUCUGAAAUAUUUUUCUAAAGAAUUAUAAGUACAUGAAAAUUAAUUAUCUCAUUGUAUUUAUGGGCUGCAAUAUUUAUUUGUUAUUUGUUAAAUUAUCUGUUUAUUUUGCUAUCGUGCUAAGCUUCAUAAGCUAUAAAUUUGCCGCCAAUUUCGAAAAACCAUUCAAAAUUAUUAGAAUAUUGAAGAAAAGCGCGGUCUCUCUCAAAAAAAUUAAUAUCACAAAUAGCAGAUGCUUAGGUUUAGAACAAAUUAUGUGUUUUGGGAGAGUAUGAGGCUCUUUGAAGACGAUCCAAGUUUUUUUACUAUAAAAUUGACCAUUAAAAAACAAUAAUUAUUAGAAUAUUCAAUGAUUAUUACCCUAAAUAGUGAUUGAUUGUUGAUCGUCCGAUGUUUUAGACAAAUCUGUAUUAAAGGGUAGAUCAGUUUAAAAUUUUUUAACGUUCUCUUAUAUUUAUUAUUUGUCACAUCACUUUAAGUGCAAAUGAUAUCAUAAAAGUAUACAUUUCAUCAAUGAUUUUCAAAUAUACGUAUUUUGAAAUGGUUUUUCCAAAUCCCAGUGACAGAACGAAUAUAUUUUUCAAAAAAAAAAAUAGUAAUCCAGGGACAUAUUAAUCUGGCCGAGUAAACUGUACUCUAAAUACUCCUAUACGUAAUUUGGUGUCAGGGUAGAAAAAAUUUUAAAAAUAGUCUCCAUUAGUACGAUAUUCAUUUCAAGGUUUAUACAUUUUCUUUUACCUGAUUAUUCUUUUGAAAUUGUUACAUGAUACGAAUUUCAUCUAUUAUUAUGUAACGACAUCGAUGAAGUGGGCGAAUUCAUUGUUUCCUUUAUAAAAAACGUGAAAUCUGGAAAACUUUUAUUUGUAAUUUCUUUUUGGAAAACAAAAUGUAUAAACUUCAUUUUAUGAUAAUAUAUGCAAUACAAAUAAGCAACAUGUAAACUCCUGUUUGAAUUUAUUUUAAUCGAUUUAUUGAGUUUUUCUCUUAUUGCCGAUAAAAUGAUAUAUACCAUGAACUCUGAUAUUACUUUUCAAUACUUUGGUUAGAUAAUGAGAUCUAAAAGGGGCAAUUUUUCUAGUAGUCUGUCGAGUUCAUAAGUUUAACUCAAGAUAGGAUUCUUCAAUUCAAACUUUUUAUGGUGUGGGUGAGUUAACUCAAAUGCCAUUUUCACGUUCAAUUGAAAAUCACAUAAGUUAUGUGUGUUCCUUCUUCAUAUUUAUUGUAAAAAUAAGGAUACGUGAAAGUUAUGUGGAAUAAAUUUUAUUUAAGCUAAAUGUGAAGAUAUCAAAAUUAUUACAUGGACAAACCAAAUAAACCAAAUAACGAACAUAUAUUCAAUUAAUCAGUUUUAUUUGACGUCUAUUUUUUACUUCCACCAAUGCUUCGAAUUCAAAUACUAUCUAAAUAGUUUGUAGAGUGAUCUCAAUAUUAAAAAUGACAGUGAAUUGCAGUACCAGUUAGAAUAUUAUCUUUUAUCUAUUGGGCGAAGUAACUUUUGAAAUCUUUUGCGUAAAAUUAUGAAACUCAGAUUUUUCUUGCCAACAAUUGCUUAGAUUUUAUCUGAAUUGUAAAUUCAGACAGGAGACAUUGAUAACUAAAUCAAUAAUUCUUCUGUAUUGAUAAAAAUAUAUUCUCGUCUUCUCUAAUUCUAUCAGGUGUAAAAUAUUUUCUUAUAGAUGGAUGUUGUUUUGUGAUUACUAUGUAAUAUUUAAGUCGGGAGUUAUUAAAAAUCCCCGAUAACAAUUAUAGAUACGUAAAAUUGUACAAUAUUUUCAAAGCAACACAAUAUGUAAAUUUAAACAAUUGUAUAGUUUCUGUUGGAUAUGUAAAAAUAUACAAGUAUACGCGAUUUUUUCUUUGAGAAGAGAAAUCAUGAAAAUAUUUAUCAGAACGAUAUCUUAUCUUGGGAAUCAAACUGUUCGUUCAUACUUCAUAUUAAAUAAUGAUUUAUUGCCCAAUUUUUAUAGCUACAUGUACUAAAAAACGUAAAAAUAAGAGGCCAAAUAGAAAUCUCAAUAUUUAAAAUGAAUAAAAAGGAUUUAUUUCAAAUUCUCUAAUUCAUAUGAAUCAAUUUAUAUAUUUCGUUUGAUCACUUUUUGUUUAUAUUAGAAACUAUGUUGAUAGAAAUUUGCUAGCAACCCAUUUUGAAACUGUUGGACAAAAGGUUUAAUGAUAUAAUGAAUUAUCGAUAAUUAACCAUCUUUAUGCAUAUGCAUAUGUAAGAAAUUCCUACAAUAUCAUAAGAAUGUUUUCAAGCAAAGUAUAUCACGUAUAACUCACUAACAAGGGUCAACACUCUCAUUAGGCUCAGAAAUAAUAUUGAAAAUGGACGAUGAAGAAACCAAAAUAUAGUUGCGACCUACUGAGUGAGACUAAGCGAAUAAUUAGGAAUCUAACUGAUCUGCUAUUUGUAGGUUCAAACAUUAAGAUGAAAAAUAUUCUUACAAGUUUAGGUUUUUUUAAUUAAACCAUGUUAAUAUUUACGUUUUUUCUGAUAUAUGGAAAAGCUUUAUGACAAAAGCUCUGAUGAGAACAGAUGAUGACAAAUACGACAAAAAAUAUAUAAAAAGACGUCGUUUUGAUCACGUGUAUUCAUUAUAACUCCUCAUUCCUCCAAUUUUUUAAUGGAGCAUUUUGUUUAUUCUUGCUUAUAAUUCUUGCAGUAUAAUUGGGCUUUAGAAGCUUUUUAUACAUUUCUGAAUAAUUCGCUUAAAAAAAUAGACUGAGUACCAUACAAUUUGAUGUUCGUUUAUCCACACUAUAUAAGUCGGCGUCGACCAAUAAGGUGGUAGUUCCAACAUUAAACUAGUGACUAAUUGCCCAAAAAUUUGUUUUUGUCUCGAAUAAAUUCAAAGCUCGGUAUCUACCAAAUGGAAUAAGAUUAGUCCGAAUUGCGUGUUUUGUUGAGAUAUGUUUUCUCUUGUUUCCUCUAGACGAACUGUUUUUAUCAUGACUGCUCUAGAUGAUGUAUUUAUUUAUAAUGUAAUAUAAUUAUUUAUAAUAUGGCAGAUAUGAUGAAAGAUAAGGAAUAAAUGCAGAAUUGAGGUCAUUGCUCUUCCGUUAUUCCCUUUCUCAAAACUCCUGUUUUUGUUUUGCGAAAUCGACAGAUUUUGUUUGUUUGGUGGAAAUUCGCCUUCAUAUUUAAUAACGUUCGUACCAUGAGAACGUAAAAAGAUGAGGUCUAACUCCAAUGGAGCCUCAUAAACUAAGACUAUAUCGGAAUCAUCAUCUUAUUUUAUUUAUUUAAUAUAAAAUUAACCAUAAGGAUUUUCCUCAUAUCCACAACGAUUUUCAUUUGUUGGCAGCGGCUACUAUUGUGAGUCUUGACUGUUGACUACACCAUUAAGACAGAUAUCCUAAAAUAUUUCCGGAUUGCUGUUUGGUGGGUCACUCAUAAAUUCUCAAAACUAUAUAUGUCGGUGGAAAUUCUUUUCUUGCCACUCUUUUAAUUUAAUUUUGUUAGGAUGGACUUUGGGUGAAAUUCUGAAAAACAACUACUGUGAGAAACAUCGCGAUUAGAAUUUGUGGUAUUUAGAGUUUUUCUUUAAAGUAGACAACAAUUACCGUAAAUUGUUAAAUAUCCAAUGUAACCGAGGUUCAUUGAUCUCGUUUCUAAAAAACAAAUAAUUUCCAGUUACGCACUUGUUUAUUCUCAUAGGCUGAACAGAAAAACAAAAUCUUUCAUUUAAAAAAAAAAUAACACAAGGAAUAAUAGGAUGAAGAAGUAGAAAGUUAUAAGGAGUACAUGUGACUAAAAAGACGUCGUGACUUCAAAUUUACAUAGUGUUGCAGUUUUGAUUGGAAUUACUUUUUUCAUAUUUAUUGAUUCAUCGAGUUGAAAUGAAAUUAUAUCUAUACUACAACGAGCAUAGUUCAAAUUAAUUUAAGUCGUUUUAACAGAUUGUUUUAGUGAAUAAUCUCAACAUCUGUUUUGCUUCAAAUGCCCAGCAUAAUUUGUGGUGUCCAAAGGAAAUGUUUUACUUUGAAACUGUUUAGUUCGAGAAUAGGCUCACACCCUAUUCGAAAGUUAACUUGAACUAUAUAACAAAUCAUACUGUUGAUAAUAUAAUUAUUAAUAAAUAUUAUAACUUAGCGAAUAUAUAAUGUGUGAAAAAAACAAACUCAAACUUCCGAAAAACAAUUGUUCAAAUAAAACAGAUUUCUUUAGACGUGAUCAAGUAGAUAUUUGAAAUUUUUAAUAUAUGGUUCAAUAUUCAGAUUACCCCAAAAAUAUGCUUCUUUAUUUACAUUUUUUAAAAGUUAUUUCCAUUUGUUAGACUUUUAUUUAUUUUUAUAGUUAAUUUAUGUGUUUACCACAUGUAGAUAAGUUUAUAAACAGAAUGAUUCUCAGGUAAUGAUUAACGUUGAGGCAGUCUAUAGUGAAAAAAUAUUUUGAACCUAUCCGGAUAAUCUUCACAAAGUCACUCCAAUUUUUCCUUAACAGGAUUUUGUUUAGCGGUUGACGAAAAAAAAUUGGUUUAUUAUGUCGAAGAUGUAUCUCGUGUUGGAUAUAAAAAUAACAUUCCUAUGUACCUAUAUACAAAUUGAGUUUAAAAUUUAUUGAUUGGAUUUUCACAAUUCAUAAUGAGAUCGUACUUUUCUAUAGAGUUGGUACAAUGAACUAAUUUAACAACAAUGAAAUUGCAAAAUCUCAUUACUAUAUCUACAUACAUCAAAAUAACUAUAGUAGUCGUUUAUACAAAAUUGAAAUCUUGUAUAAAAAUCCGAUUGUUAUUCCUAACGAAUUUCUGUCCUUCUCGAAUGUUUGUUUUAUGAAUCUUGUUUUUAAUUUUCUCAUUUUAUUCAAUAACUAGCGUUUCUGUCGCGGCCUCGCUCGCGAUAUUUGCCCGUUCAAUUUAAUUUUAAUAGAUUAUUUAGACCGUUUUUUAUCCAAAUCCGUUGUUAAACAGUUUACACAUAACAUGUUAUUCCAUAUAUGUGCAAAAUUCUAUUCAAAUCCGUCAAAUUCAAAUAUUCAAAAAAAACUAAUUUUAAAACAGAGUAAUAAAUCUCUACUGUUUGGACGAUUCAAUAUUUCUAUUCAAAAAUGUAACUACAACAAAAUAUCGCCGCAUGUCAUAGAAUUGAGAAGUAUAGUUCGUAUUAUCUUUGAGGAGCUCAAUUGGUCCAUUUGAUCGUCUACAGCUGUUCUUACUAUUUUGUUAAUUUUCAUAUAUAGAUAUUAGUUAUAGAUUACGUACUUAUUCGAUUCAAUAUCGAAAUUUUUGAGAAGAAAAAUGUAGUCUAUACAGAACUAAGCCAAAAAUAUUUUUUUUAUUGGUAUCGUAGACUCUAUCAGGAUUAGAGAAUAGAGAAACUCAAUCCUGCAUAUAAAAUUAACCUCUAUGAACCGGAAUUAUAAGAAUUUAACUGGUAGACAGCGGAUUCAUUGAAAGCGGCCUUACAUGUAUCAAUUUUUGUGAGAAUAUUUUGGAGACACACUAAAACAUAUGUAACAAUCUUUUGAAGUGGAAGAAACUGCCACUAUUCCAUGUUAUCAUGGCGUCGAAAUGCUAUCCGGAAAAAUGUGGUUCCGUUUCGACAUUCUUAAACACCCUUAGACGUCGAACAUAAUACAAAAGUGACCUGGGUAGGUUCACUCUUACACAUAUUGGAAACUACUAUUCAAUGUUUUCAAUGUUUCAAUGUAGAGUUUUUAAUUUAACUUUCAAGACUAUUUAGCCUUGUUUUUGUUACUUUUAUGAACGAACUGUUAUUUACUGAGAUGCCAGAACUACGAAAAGCAGCUUUAAAUCAUUAUAUUUCAAUGAUUAUAACUUCUGUGUUCACAUAAAUAUAUUUGAAUUAUCAAUUAUUUUCUGAGAAACGAACAUCAGAUCUUAUCUUAUUAAAGAAGAAGUACACAUGCUCAAACGCCAGCAAAUAACAGGUUUUACCAUCAAAUCUUAUUUUGCAAAUGUAGUAAUCCCCGCAUAAGAGUUGCUUUUUUGUUUCGGCUGAAAUAAUUGUAUGGUAGUUGGUUUUUUUUUUAGGUAUGCACGUGAAUUGUUUAAACAAUUUUGAGUUGGUAGAGAAAACAUUCCAGAUUAUUCUUGUCUGGGUUGCCUUUCCACGUUAAAAAUGGAUGACAAACUCUAACAAAUCGGUAGUGUGUUCCGAUCUAAUGUAAUAUGAUAUGUAAAAAGUUUGUACCAAAUCGGUAUUCAUUUUGCAUUGUCAGUCAAGAAGUUUUCACUAAGUUCAGUAUUCCCGUGCUUCCAAAGACGAUAUCUGUUAUCACAAAUCAUUUGAAUAAAGUUCAAUACUUCAAUGAUUAUUCCAUAAGAAAUGAUAUAAAAAGAAAUUGAUUUGUAUGUCUAAUACGGCAGUUUAGAAAUUGGUAGUAAAAAAACAGAUAUACAUUGAAAUUCAAUGAGGUAUCAAUAAAUUUGUAUAUUCAAUAUUGAUCUGGUUGAUAAAGCAUAUUUUUUUCGUCAACUCCCUGUGUAUGUUGUACAGAACAUUUUGUGUAAAUAAUUAAAUAGGGCUAUAUGUAGACGUAUUAACGUACUAUAAAAACUUUAUUCAAGCAACUUGGACUGAUUAAUUAAUGCUUUUAAGAGAAAGCUUGUUGUUAUUUGUAGAAUAACUCUCACUAGAAUAAAUAAACAAUGUAUUGUAGUACAAUUACCAUUUAACUUGCCGCGUUUACAUUUAAAGAUAAAUAAAUACCAAGCUAUUUACAUUUUCUGACUUCUCAAUAUUAUUUGAAUGAGAUUCCGGCCUCCCUAUUCCCGUAUGACUGCAUCUUGCUUGAAAGUAAUUUUGAAAGAAAUAUUACAAAUAUCAUUACAUUAAAAAAACGGAUCGUGGUAUUCUCAAAAGUUUUUAAAAUAUAAUUAUAUACUGAAACAUUCCCUGAAUCAUUCACAUUCACAACUGUUUCAAUAUAUAUUUCUAGAAUAUAAAUAUCACUCCGUAUUUUUAAAUAAAUGGAAAUUUACAAGACAUUUUUGCAUAUACGCCGACAGAAAGCUGACUUAUUUCCGCAAAUAAUUUUACAUUUUUCUUCAACAUCUUAUCAACUUCUUAUCUUCAAAGAUAACAUCUAUAACAGCUACUAGAACUGACCUGGGAGUACUUCAUGUUAUUUAUAUAUUAAAGCAAUGGUUUCCAACCAGUAAUUCAUUGGUUAUCAGUUUUAAAAGUGAUAAAUUUCAAUAAUAGAACAAUUUGCAGUGCAAGUCAAUUGUCGUUUUCACAGACUUGUAGUGACUAAGAAAAAUCUUCCAAAAGUGUUACAAGGAAUGCUCAACUGUAUGAACUCCUAUCAAGAUUUUUUUCUAUCGCAAAAAAUAUCGUUUACCGAGUAUUUUAAUCAGAAAAUUGAAUGAGAUUUCUUAAGAAUAAAUGGAAAAAUGAUUAUAUAACAAAUUUUGAUAAAGAUACUGGAUCAUAGUUAAAAAAUACUUCGUAAAGUGAGUAUUUACUAUGUACUAUAUACUAUAACUAAUUUGGAAACUAGAAUUAUGGUUCAUUUUAAGGGAGGAGCUUUGAAACCACUUUAAAACUUUUGAAUGCGAAAAAUAAAGAUCUUAUGAGAUACUUUAUUAGUACCAAAUCAUUUGACGUUGGAUAAUGCCAUAAAGCGAUGAAGUACAAGAUGAAUUUUGAGAAAUAAUAAAAUAUCUCUUCAGUCCGUAAUUUGUUGCAGGAGAAAAUAAUAAUUACAUUUUGGUGUCAUGCUUCACUCAUAUACACGAGUUACAAAAAUUUCAUUUGAAAUAUCUCCAACAACUUUAUUAUUUUCUUAAUUAUUGAUGUUUACUAAAGGAAAUGGAGGUAGAGAACAUUAUUUGCUAAUAGAUUGAAUAAAGGUUGGACAAUUUGUAUAGCUGAUACUCGAGGGACCUAUCUAUUGGAAUACCAAUUAUGACACAUUGCUUAGUGCCAUCAGUAGCCAGUUAGAUAUCUACAAUUCCAUUCAGAGUAGUCUGUGUGAGAAUCUCUGUAUUUUCUCAUUUUAAUAGUACCAGCUAGAGCAAUAACUUUUGGAUAAACUAGAAGUGAACAUUCAUACUCAAGCCAAAUAAUUCGCUGCUAAUUUCACAUCGAAGUAGUUUUGCUGUCAACUUUAUUCUUGAAUUGUUCAAAAUGCGCCUCUUACUAGUUUACUAUGAGAUAGUGUAGUAAAUGACCGUUAAGAUUUUACAUCACCAAACUUAUAAUGUUUCCUAGAUUUGUUCAAUUAGUAGCUCGUUGUAAUUCUAUAUUUAAAUUAAUCGUAAUUGUUUCAGAUUAUGUGGAAAACUGGAAAAAAUUACUAAGGGUACAAAUGUAUAUUUCAUUACCAGCAUGUGUGUAUCUGUCUUCGGUUUUUGUCUUUUCAAAAUAUCUUUUGAAAUCGUGUUUUUUUUCAUCAAUCCGGAAUAUGACAACAAGACAUAUUCGUUAAUAGAUUUAUUUAUGUUAAAUGGAAAAAGUCAAUGAGAAGCAUUAUAAACGCUUCGCUCGAUGUCAAGGAACAAGUCUGAUCGGUUGGACAUUUAUAUAGAAUACACAGAAUAGUUAUUGUAUCUAGUUGAUGAAAAGGAUAAGUUAGAAUGAUAGUUAUUAGAAGAAUAACUAAAGCAAAAACUGUCGUUUUUAUUAAGUAGGCGAUCGAAUAGCAUAAACUGCAUGAGAAAAUAUGAUGUAUUGAUUUUUGUAAUAUUCAAACAUUAGCCUGUGAUAUAGACUUUUUUAAAAUGUCCUUUUUUCUAAAAAGUAUGAAGCUUACAUCGACUUUUAUGUACAAGAUACUGCUGGAAGCUUUAGAAAGUGGUUCAGUAGUGAAACGCACAAAUUAUUAAUUUAGUUGUAGUUUCUUUACAACUAUGAAUUGUUACAAAAGUUUUGUUUUGUUGGUUUUUAAAAUUAUAUUUAACUUUAUUUUGGUCCAUUUUGAUGCCAAAAUAAUGAGUUGUUCAGUAUUGUGACUGCUUUCAUAUUGAUGUAAAUUUUAACGGUAUCUUGUUGUUGGUUAACAUGGUGGACGAAGUGCAAUAUUAUCAAAAAUACAUUGUUAUUUGAAAUUUUCCGUUUAUAUUUUGUUUUUAGAAUAGUAUUCUUGUGCAAUUCCUAUCGUAGUUUACAAUCAUAAACUCGAUACAGAGCAUGAACUUGGUACAAUUUUUCAAUAUUAAGUUAAAAGAUAGUGAAAAGUCGAUGUAAUCUGAAAUAAUAGAAGUUUUGCGGCAAUGUGAAAAAUUCUACUAAAGUAUUUAAAUCGAUUUUUGAAGUGGCAACUACUAUGAGCUGAAGGACAUUGUUUAAUAGAAAAUAAGCGCUUAAGAAAUUGUUGUAGAUCAAUGAAAACAGUGUUUGGUUGUAUUUACCACGAUCUAUCAAACUUUAUUACAAGCAUUUCACUAUUUCUAUAAAAUAUAAUGUAAUAAGUUACUGUCACAUUUUGUGUUUUUUUGUAUUACUAUUUAAAUUGGAAUCUUACAAUUUUAAAUAUCUUUUGAUUACUGCUAAGUAUCAAAUCAAAAAUAUCUUGCUCCUUUGAAGGAAAAGUAAAAUGUUUCUCUUCAUAUUACAUAAAUAGAUAUUACAUGCAUUUUCUGAUUAUGUAGAAUCAACUAAUUUUUUUUUGUUUUUCUUCCUUCUUAUCUAUCUAUCCAAUUACUUAUUCUAGAUCUAUUCAAAUGCUAGGAGUUUCGGCCAUUGCAAUUUGAAUCUAAAUUAUAUUCAAAUAUUUUAUUGAUCCUUGUAUAUACAUAUCUGAAUUUCAUCUCUGGUCUAAAAAUUAAAAAUAAAAUUCUGAUGGUAAAAACAUGCAUAUUUCCUUCAGUUUGAGCCAUUUGCAUUAUGCCUUUUCCUGAAGCAACUUAUUAAAUAAUCCAUAUUUUACUUUUUUCACGUUGUUUGUUUUUAUAACUUAUUUUUGUAAACACUCAAAUCCUACUCUUUGUGAUUAUACUACUAGUAUGAAGUUCUCACUUAUUAUCUGAGGCUAUCAUAUUGUCUAUAACAGUUAUUUUGUCUAUUUUAUCAGUUGCGCUAGUAAGAUUUACACUUAAGAAAGAAUGCCAAAUCAGAUCAUUCUAGAAGACGCUUUUUUAAAGUAGUUUUAAAAUGAUUUUCAACUUCCUAGCACCCAGAACUACCCCUUCAAAAAUGAAUGCAUGGGCGCUGUUAUAUUAUAUCUUUCUGAGGCAACUACUAACCACUAAUUUUUUAUUUUAAUAUAUUUUAUGUAAGAAAUCUCUUCAAAUUGUUUUACACGAGAAUAACAAAUUAUUUUAAAUGAAAAUUAUUUUAUAAAGUACGUACUGUACUUUAAUAAUCAAAUAGUUUCAAAAUUUUUUGCAAUUUUGGUAUAAAUUACCAACAUUCCAACACGAUUUUCUGUCGAUGAUCUUUAAAAUGAGCAGGCGGUAAUCCUUGGAUUUCAAGUAGCCCCCGCAAGAAAAACGAGAGUAUAUAAAGUUGUAAAUUCAUAAAUGAUAGUUUUCUAUUCUGCUAAAAACAGUGAUUUUCAUAUAUUUUUACAUUUUAUAUUUUUUUUUAUUUUACAAAAUUUGUUUUUGACAAUCCUUUGAAAGGUAUUUUUUGACGUACCAGAUAUUUAAUCGGUUUAUUCAAUGAUCCAGUAGAAUAAUACGAACUUUUUAAUUAUAUAUCAUCAAAGACCAUAUUUUUAAAAGGAACUAGUUGAUAAUCAUUUUUUAUUUAUAUAUGUAACACAUGGAUUUGACUAGAGGGACUAGUACUAUUAAUAGUAUAAUGUUACUAAUUCUAGUAUUUUCAGUUUUAGUAAUUGAGGUUUCAAUAAUAAAUAAGUAAGUGCUCCAGAAGGGCUAUGAAUAAACGAGAGAAUGGUACAAUUUAUCAUCUUAAAUCAAUUUUUUGUGUUUGAGAAUGUGAAAAUAACAAAUUAGCUCAGUUAAUAUUCCAUGCUUCACUCCAUUCAUAAUAACAAUAUUUGAAUGAAAAUGUUUAGAAUUGACUAUAGCAAACAUUCAAAUGAUCUUGAAGGAAUCUCGUAUAUUUGGACCACCCGAUAAAUUGUUUUAUCUAUCCCGCGGUUGCUUGGACAAAGAUUUCCCGUUUUAUAUAAUAAUAAUCAUUAGUUCAAGUGAAGAAAUUUUCCCAAAUAUAUUCUUACUAUGAUUGGAAAUUAACGACAGCAACAUUUAACAUUACAAUUUUUUCCAGAUAUUUUUUAUACAUUUUUUUAUAUUAGGUCCUAAUCUAUAUACCUCCAUUUGUAGAUCUAAUGGUUAAAUAAUAUGCCCAGAAAAAAGUAUCUUCAAAGAAAGCAGUGAUUAUCAAAUUAACAGUAUGUUUAUUCAAAAACCCAAAAAUAUGUUGAGUCUAGACUGAAUUUUCACUUCAUUUCAUUUCAUUAUUUUGUUUGUAUAUACACAUCACUAAUCAUAAAGAGGAAGAAGUGAUUUAUAUGAUGCUACUGGAACUUGAUUUUCUCCUAUGUUCCUCACAUUAUGUGAUAAGUAACAACUAACCCACUAAAUAGAACUCUCAUGACGUACGUGUGAUGUUCAAAGGUAGAAGUGAUUGUUAAUUUGAUUUAUUAUUUUCAAAAAUUUUGUUAAAGAAUGUUCUUGUCAGUUCUACAGAUCAAAGAUCGAAAUAAA
Messenger RNA from Diorhabda carinulata, 16778 nucleotides. RefSeq names its product homeobox protein abdominal-A homolog (gene Abd-A). Gene Ontology annotation, biological process: anterior/posterior pattern specification; negative regulation of transcription by RNA polymerase II. Gene Ontology annotation, molecular function: DNA-binding transcription factor activity, RNA polymerase II-specific; RNA polymerase II cis-regulatory region sequence-specific DNA binding. The coding region runs from base 323 to 1411 and encodes 362 amino acids. The record is from RefSeq and is a predicted model, not a curated record. Lineage: Eukaryota; Metazoa; Arthropoda; Insecta; Coleoptera; Chrysomelidae. Gene Ontology annotation, cellular component: nucleus. The transcript has 3 exons.